AUGAACCGACUCGUCUCUCGACACCUGUCGGCCCGAAUUGGACGUAUCGGAGCGAUCCAGCCGGCCAUCUCGCUGGCUCCCUUGCGGGCCUUUUCGACCUUUCCCAGACUGCGACAGGAGCAGCAGCCCCCCGUGGCUGAGGACUCGUUUAUCGACGAGGAGAUCAAGGGCGCCACUCCCAAGCGUCAGCGGGUCCGACCCACUCGAAUGAAGCCGUUUGUGGACUCGGAGGCCGCCAUGUUUGCCCGAAACACCAGUGUCAGCGACAUCACCUUGGUGCCCGAAACGGUCGAUCUGACUGCUCUGGAAAAGCAGGAUAUCUACAUGAAGAGCCAGCGCAAGAUCACCAAGGCCGCCGUCAAGUUCAAGACCAUGACUCCCAUCUCGCCCUCCAUGCGAUGGUACAAGGCUGCCAUCUACCCUUACCUGUGGAAGGGCAAGCCCCACCGGGCUCUGACUGUGGCCCGAAAGGCCCGAAACGGUCGGUGUAGCAACACUGGCCGAGUCGUGACUCGACACCAGGGUGGAGGACACCGACGACGAGUGCGGCUCAUUGAUUUCUUCCGACAGGAGACUGGAGAGUGCGAGGUUGUGCGGAUCGAGCGAGACCCCAACCGAAGCGGCCACAUUGCGCUCCUCAAGAACAAGGAGUCCGGCAACUUUUCCUACAUCACUGCUCCCGAGGGUACUCGAGCCGGUGACACGGUGCAGUCGUUCCUCAACGGCAUCCCCCAGAACAUCAUUGACGAGUUCCACGGCCAGACCGACCCCGCCAUGUUGGCCUACCGACUGUGUCGAAAGGGCAACUGUCUGCCCAUGUGGAUGAUCCCCGUGGGUACCGUCAUCCACGCCAUUUCCACCGAGCCCCACGGCAAGGCCAAGUUCUGCCGAGCUGCCGGAACCUACGGACGUCUCAUUGGAAAGGAGCCCGCCAAGAACAAGGCCAUCGUGCGAAUGCAGAGUGGCGAAGAGCGAUACGUGCAUCUCAAGGCCUCGGCCACCAUCGGUGUGGUGUCUGCUCCUGACCAUCAGAACGAGUCGUUCGGAAAGGCCGGCAGAUCGCGAUGGAGAGGUAUCCGACCCACCGUGCGAGGUGUAGCCAUGAACGCCUGCGACCAUCCCCACGGAGGUGGACGAGGAAAGUCCAAGGGUAACGUGACGUCGCGAUCCAUCUGGGGCGUGCUGGCCAAGCGAUACAAGACCCGACGAGGCAAGCACCAGAACCCCAACAAGCUCAAGGAUCGACCUCGAUACAAGGAGCAGCGAAAGUAA
Molecule: messenger RNA, 1272 nt
Organism: Yarrowia lipolytica CLIB122
Lineage: Eukaryota; Fungi; Ascomycota; Dipodascomycetes; Dipodascales
Product: mitochondrial 54S ribosomal protein uL2m
Biological process (GO): mitochondrial translation
Cellular component (GO): mitochondrial large ribosomal subunit; ribosome
Molecular function (GO): transferase activity; RNA binding; structural constituent of ribosome
Source: RefSeq, a predicted model, not a curated record